This is a messenger RNA of Gambusia affinis (western mosquitofish), 4231 nucleotides long. RefSeq names its product peroxisome proliferator-activated receptor delta b (gene ppardb). Gene Ontology annotation, cellular component: nucleus. Gene Ontology annotation, molecular function: RNA polymerase II cis-regulatory region sequence-specific DNA binding; zinc ion binding; nuclear receptor activity. The transcript has 8 exons. The coding region runs from base 467 to 1993 and encodes 508 amino acids. Gene Ontology annotation, biological process: negative regulation of transcription by RNA polymerase II; cell differentiation; regulation of lipid metabolic process. The record is from RefSeq and is a predicted model, not a curated record. NCBI's taxonomy places the organism in Eukaryota, Metazoa, Chordata, Actinopteri, Cyprinodontiformes, Poeciliidae.
AGUGUUUGGCUGAUUCAGUGUGGUGUGUUUGUAUGCCCUGACAUGUGACAGGAGUAGGAGGAGGAAUGAAGCAGGGCAAAGGAAAGCUAUGAACGACACACAGCGCGAGAGAGGGGGAAGAAGGGAGGGAUUACCACUUAACUUUACUUACUUACAAAGAAUAUAGUAGUAAACAUUUUUUUUUCAUGUUUACACUUUAUCCUCCCAGCUGCAACACGAAGGCCCUACUCUGUCUUAAGUUUAUGUUAGUUAGCUGUCUGACAUUAGCUCUUGUUUAUUAGCCUUCAAACAAUUUGUCAACAGCCGAUCGAUCCGAGGACUGCACUGCUCUCCCCCCUGGUUUACUUUAGCUGACUCUCGUAGCGGGAACAUCCCCAGAACCAGAGGCGCUACAGUGGGGAAGAACGUCAAGCUGUGAUGGCUACGUGACAUGAGAUGAGCCGCCGAGUCAGCUUCAACAGGAACCAUGGACGGGUUUCAGCAAACGGCCACAGAGCAGCACAGCAGGGUGAAUGGCUACUGCGAGGCCAAGUCUCCUCGGGACAAGCCGGACGUCAGGUGGACGCCUCCGGAGGUGGAGUCGGCAGGCUCGGACAGCUGCGGGGCCGCCGGCGCGUCGGAGUCGACGGACCUCAGCGAGGUGAAGACCAGGGAGAGUGAAGACGAGGAGGACAAGGAGAAGAAGGGGGAGGCGCUUCCUUCCAGAGGCCUGAAAGGGGAACAGAGGAAAAAACAGAAGGACGGUGAAAACCAGGAUAGCAGUCACAGCAAGGACAACGGCGCGUCAUCAAGCUACACAGAUCUUUCCCAAACGUCUUCGCCGUCACUAUCGGAGCAGCUUCGUCUUGGCAGAGAAGACAACGCGGCUUCCGGGAUCAGCGUGGAGUGCAAGGUCUGUGGGGACAAGGCGUCUGGCUUCCAUUACGGAGUACACGCCUGUGAAGGCUGCAAGGGCUUUUUCCGACGGACCGUGCGGAUGAAACUGGAAUACGAGCGCUGCGAGCGUUCUUGCAAGAUUCAGAAGAAGAAUCGCAACAAGUGCCAAUAUUGUCGCUUCCAGAAGUGCCUGUCUUUGGGAAUGUCCCAUGAUGCGAUCCGAUACGGACGCAUGCCUGAGGCGGAGAGGAAGAAGCUGGUGGCGGGCCUCCUCGCAGAGGAGCUGAACCUCAGCAAACCGGGCGGCUCCGACCUGAAGACGUUGGCCAAACAAGUGAACACAGCCUACCUGAAGAACCUCAGCAUGACCAAGAAGAGGGCCCGCAACAUCUUGACUGGCAAAACCAGCAGCACCGCACCAUUUGUGAUCUACGACGUGGACACGCUCUGGAAGGCGGAAAGCGGGUUGGUGUGGAGCCAGCUGGUUCCGGGCGCACCGCUGACCAAGGAGAUCGGCGUUCAUGUGUUCUACCGCUGUCAGUGCACCACGGUGGAGACGGUGCGAGAGCUCACGGAGUUUGCCAAGUGCAUUCCAGGGUUCGUGGACCUCUUCCUCAAUGACCAGGUGACGCUGCUCAAAUAUGGUGUUCACGAGGCUAUUUUCGCCAUGCUGCCGUCUCUCAUGAACAAGGAUGGACUUUUGGUGGCCAACGGGAAAGGCUUUGUGACGAGGGAGUUUCUGCGCAGCUUACGGAAACCCUUCAGUGAGAUCAUGGAGCCAAAGUUUGAGUUUGCUGUCAAGUUCAAUGCUCUGGAGUUGGAUGACAGUGACCUGGCCCUGUUUGUUGCUGCCAUUAUUCUCUGCGGAGAUCGUCCCGGGCUAAUGAACGUGAAGCAGGUGGAGCAAAGUCAGGACAGCAUCCUCCAGGCCCUGGACCUCCACUUCCAAGCGAACCACUCUGACUCUCUCUACCUCUUCCCCAAGCUGCUUCAGAAGAUGGCCGAUCUUCGCCAGUUGGUCACGGAGAACGCUCAGCUCGUCCAAAAGAUCAAAAAGACCGAGUCGGAGACCUCGCUCCACCCUCUACUACAGGAGAUCUACAAAGACAUGUAUUAGAGAAAUCUCCAGCACAGACUGAUUUUGAAGCAAUACUGUUACAAACAGAAUCGUUCGGUUAUAUAAUAACACACUGCAUUCAGUGGAAGCACUGUUUUCCAUACGUUGGCAUGGAUUUGAACUCGCAGAUGAAGCAGAUUCACUUUGUUAGGGCUAUCACAAUCAGGAAAAGUCCCACAGAAUCAGCAUUGCUCUCCCCCGUGCGACGAGCAUCUGGAAUCAUUUGCUGCAAAGCCUUAGUUUUCCCACAAUGGCCACCUAACAGGAAGAGUGAUAUGUUUUCUUAUAGAGGCUGCUCCUGUUUCAUCCUCAUAGCAAAGCUGACCCCAGAGCAGUGUUUUGAGAGCGAGAGAGAGAACUUCUUCUCGCUCAUCCGUGCUUUGCGUUUCGCUGGGAAAGGGAAAGCAUUUCAUGUUCCUUCGCCAGUGGUACAGUUGAAAUGGAAGAGGGAAAUCAGGGUUAUUUUUAUUCUUUUUAGAAAGAGUGAUUGUAAUUAUUGUCAGAAUUGUAUUACAACCGAAGAUGCACAAAUUGAUAUUUGUUUACAACAUCGUCACCAUCAUCAUCAUUAACCCUUCCACCUUGCCAUUUGGUUUGAAGAACACAAACUGGGCUGGCUCCAGCAGUGUAGAGCUCUCUUAGUGUCUGUGCAAUAUCAUUUCUGUUUGUCAAUAAAUGUGAAAUCCAACUCAUUUAGGUUUUGUCUUAAAAGCCAUUGAUCCAAGUGAAAAUAGUUCAACUUAGCUGACACUAUAAACAUGUGACUUGUGAAAGUACGAGGGACAGCAAGCUUUCUUUCAUUUGUGCGGGAAACUGAACUUGCCAUUCUCUGGUUUUGUUAGCGCAUUUCUCUGUGAUUAUGUUACAAAUGACUUGUGUUUGUUGACGAUAUUGUUAGAGCAAAUUAUGAAUGACGCCAUUUCAUGAAUUUAAGUAUAUUUGUAUAUCCAUGCCUACCUGUUUAGAUUAGGUUUUACCAAAUAUACCAUCAUGCAAACCAACAAACUUUUCUUGAACAUGAACAUGUUGAAUUCCAUGGUGCAGGAGGACUUUAUAGGAAACCAGCAUACAGAACCAUUAUAUUGUGACUGGCAGAUUCUAUCAUAAUUGAAAGUCUAACUCAGUUUCUGAGCUUUUGUGUUCAAGAUAUACACAACCCAAAAGUACUGUUCACUUUCGUGUGUCUGAUUUAUGUUGCAGCUUGACAGUUUUGACUUUUUUUUUCUGCCAGUUCUGAUUUACUCAAUUCAUCUUUCAGUAGUCUCUUGUGCUUUUGUCUUUAUCCCCAUCUACCUCCAAAUGUAUGAAUAUUUCACUGUCUUAUCGAAUCUUUGACAUUUAUUUUUGCCUUAAUCCCUAUUAUUAAUGCACCUUGCAAAAUGUUGUAUCAUCGGCUCACUUCAAGUGUGCUAUGCAAAGCAAAGGAUGUUGGUUGGGUCUGUGCAUGUCACGGUAACUGGAUUUUCUCACCAGAAAACGGUAAUGGGGGGAGAAAUGAGGAGUUAUUUGAUUUUUGUUUUAAAAUGCAAAUUAUUCAGUAGAACCAAUUUUUGCUAUUGUGGUCAAAAAAAAAAAAAAGAUGGAAGUUUUUGUCAUAUUUAAGUUAGCGAAAUAGUUUUUUAAAAAAUGCUAAUUUUCCUCACCUUCCACAGCUUAACAUGUGAGAGAAAUAUGACCUCAUUUCCUAUAGGGAUGGAUGAGGCUCAAUAGUUUAUUGUUUUUUAAACAUAUAUUCUCAUACAAACCCUUCAAAAUUGUAUACAUUGUUUCUUUUCAUAUGUUCCUGUCCAUUCCUGUCUGCCUGUGGUGAUAAGCUAUGUGGAACAAUACCUGUGAGUUUUAAGUUACAGCACCUCCAAAAAAAAAAAUCAUUGCAGCAGUCACACAUUUAGGUGCAAGUUAGGGAAUUAUUUUUUUUUCUUUGUUUUUGACCACAAAAAAAAAAAAAAACAGCCACAUUUUAAAAUAAAAAUAUAAUAUACACUUGCUCUUUUUUUGGAGUUGUUUUUUGAUGACUGGUUUCUAGUAAGAAAAUCCAUUUACCGCAGAGAUCUGAUAAAGCAAGAAAUUACACCAAAAAGUGUAAACAAAAAAAAAGCUACCUCUAAAUGAUGGGUUGAAUAAUUUGUUUGCAGAAGCACGUAGUAGAACUUGAAAUAUUUUCCUAUUGUAACAUGUAUAACCUAUAUUCACUUUAUAGUUUAGUGAUUUCUCACAUAUAAAAUAGAAAUGAUAACA